Colletotrichum karsti is the source of this 1167-nucleotide messenger RNA. RefSeq lists its product as uncharacterized. Gene Ontology annotation, biological process: ribosomal large subunit assembly; translation. The transcript is spliced from 6 exons. Gene Ontology annotation, cellular component: cytosolic large ribosomal subunit; ribosome. NCBI's taxonomy places the organism in Eukaryota, Fungi, Ascomycota, Sordariomycetes, Glomerellales, Glomerellaceae. The record is from RefSeq and is a predicted model, not a curated record. Gene Ontology annotation, molecular function: structural constituent of ribosome; RNA binding.
CUGGGAUUCAGUACAUCCAGGAUGUCUCACAGAAAGUACGAGGCGCCUCGCCAUGGCUCUCUGGCCUACCUCCCUCGCAAGCGUGCUGCCCAGCACAGGGGCAGAGUCAAGUCCUUCCCCAAGGAUGACCCUAAGCAACCUUUGCAACUCACGGCGGCUAUGGGUUACAAGGCCGGCAUGACCACGAUCGUUCGCGACCUCGACCGUCCCGGCGCCAAGGCCAACAAGAAGGAGGUCGUCGAGGCCGUCUCCAUCAUUGAUACCCCCCCUAUGAUCGUUGUUGGUCUUGUGGGCUACAUCGAGACUCCCCGCGGUCUGCGCUCCCUCACCACCGUCUGGGCCGAGCACCUCAGCGACGAGGUCCGCCGCCGCUUCUACAAGAACUGGUACAAGUCCAAGAAGAAGGCUUUCACCAAGUACGCCAAGCAGCACUCCGAGAACUCCGGCUCUUCCAUCACCCGCGAGCUCGAGCGCAUGAAGAAGUACUGCACCGUCGUCCGCGUCCUCGCCCACACCCAGAUCCGCAAGACUCCCCUCAAGCAGAAGAAGGCCCACCUCAUGGAGAUCCAGAUCAACGGUGGUUCCGUCCCCGAGAAGGUCGACUUCGGUUACGGCCUCUUCGAGAAGCCCGUCUCCAUCGACUCCAUCUUCGAGAAGGACGAGGUCGUCGACAUCAUCGCCGUCACCAAGGGUCACGGAUUCAGCGGUGUCACCUCCCGUUGGGGCACCAAGAAGCUUCCUCGCAAGACUCACAAGGGUCUGCGUAAGGUCGCCUGUAUCGGUGCCUGGCACCCUUCCCACGUCCAGUGGACUGUUGCCCGUGCCGGUCAGGACGGUUACCACCACCGUACCUCUGUCAACCACAAGAUCUACCGCGUUGGCAAGGGCGACGCCGACGACAACGCUUCCACCGAGAUCGACGUCACCAAGAAGACCAUCACUCCUCUUGGAGGCUUCGUCCGCUACGGCGAGAUCAAGAAUGACUUUUUGAUAGUGAAGGGUUCCAUCCCCGGUUCGAUGUGGACUCACACCUCCCGCAAGGCCCUUGAGAAGAUCGACCUCAAGUGGAUCGACACCUCGUCCGAGUUCGGACACGGCGCUUUCCAGACGCCUGCGGAGAAGAAGCAGUACCAGGGUACUCUCAAGAAGGACCUUGCCACCGCUUAA